GACACCAGAUGACAGCAGCAGCUAGUUUCUGGAGUAUGGGCAGAGUCCGCGCGGGUGCGGACAUGUCGUUCCUCACGGAAUCGUCGUCAACCUCUGGCUGAUUGAUGCUCGAUCGGUACCUCAAGUAGCCGGCCUAUCGCCAUCCUCGUCAUUGGAGCACGUACGUAUCCUCUCGAUGUUGACAGACACAAGAUAAAAAUAUCUCCCCGGCACCCUCUCGUCCUUCCCUGCCUUCCUUUCUCCCACUGUCCCACAGCUACGGCACGGCCACGGCGCCACACACUCGGUGGGUGGCGUCUGCUCGUGCUCGAAUACGCGGCGGCAGCGAGGACGUCGGAACUUGCAGCCAUGGACGCGGCGGCGACGGCCGUGUCGUCGAGCGGCGACGCUCCCGUUCUCCUCCUUGCCCUCGCCGUCUCCCUGCUCCUCCUCGCGGCGGCCGUCUGGUCCUCGAGGCGGCGUGGUCAGGGGCACGGCAACGGCAACGGCGCGCCGAGCCCGCCGUCGCGGCCGCUGCUGGGCCACCUGCACCUGCUCGGCAAGCCGCUGCACCGCUCGCUGGCGGCGCUGGCUGCCGCGCACGGCGCGGGGGGCCAGCUGGCGCCGCUCCUGUCCCUGCGGCUGGGCGCGCGGCGGGCGCUGGUGGUGUCGGAGCGCGGCGUGGCCGAGGAGUGCUUCACCGCGCACGACGCCGCGCUGGCGGGCCGGCCGCGGGUGCUGGCCGGCGACCGGCUCGGGUACGGGUACACGAUGCUGGUGUGGGCGUCCCACGGGGACCACUGGCGCGCGCUCCGCCGGCUCCUGGCCGCCGAGAUCUUCUCGGCGGCCCGCGUGGCCGCGCGCGCCGCCGACCGCCGCUCCGAGGUCGCCGCGCUCGUCACCAGCCUGGCGGCGCUCCACCUCCACUGCGGCGGCGGCGCGGUGAGUCUCCGACCCAGGCUCUUCGAGCUGGUGCUCGGCGUCAUGCUGCGGGCGCUCACGGGAGAGCGCGCGCACGGCGGCGACGUGCGCACGUUCCAGGGCAUCGUGGAGGAGACGUUCGCCGUGAGCGGCGCGCCCAGCGUCGGGGACUUCUUCCCGGCGCUGCGGUGGGUGGACCGCCUACGCGGCGUCGACGCGGCGCUCGUGCGUCUUCAGGCCAGGCGCGACGCGUUCGUCGGCGGCCUCGUCCAGGACCAACGGCGGCGAAGGCGCGACGCCGGUGAUGGCCGAGGCCGACACGCGGCGGAGAAGCAGAGCAUCGUUGACGAGCUCCUGUCGCUGCAAGAAACUGAUCCCGAGUACUACACGGACACGAUCAUCAAAGGCGUCGUCUUGAUGCUACUCACUGCCGGCACCGACACGUCGGCGCUGACCACCGAGUGGGCAAUGGCGCUGCUGCUGACACACCCGGAAGCAAUGCGGAAGGCUAGAGCCGAGAUAGAGACUAGCGUCGGCACCGCGCGGCUCGUGGAGGAGUCGGACAUCGCGAACCUCCCGUACCUCCAAUGCGUGGUGAAGGAGACCCUGCGCCUGCGCCCCGUCGGGCCGGUCAUCCCGGCGCACGAGGCCAUGGAGGACUGCACCGUUGGCGGGUUCCAUGUCGAACGCGGCACGAUGGUCCUCGUGAACGCCUGGGCAAUCCACCAGGAUCCCAAGCUCUGGGACGCGCCAGAGGAGUUCAGGCCGGAGAGGUUCCUGGACGCCGCCGGUACGGUGACCGCGGUCACCACGCCCAUGCUGCCGUUUGGGCUUGGACGGCGGCGCUGCCCUGGGGAGGGGUUGGCGUUGCGUCUGAUUAGCUUGACGCUGGCGGCGCUCGUUCAGUGCUUCGAGUGGGAUGUUGGUGAAGGCGGUGUCGUUGACAUGACCGAAGGCGUUGGGCUGACAAUGCCGAUGGCCAUGCCCUUGGCUGCUGUCUGCCGGCCCCGGGAGUUUGUCAAGGGCAUGCUCUCUACUUGAAGUCUUGAACAUGAUGAGUUAAACAAUGGUUUUUUUUAUAAACAAAAACAAAAAGUUAUGCUAUCAGUAUUUGAUUGUUCAGUAUUCUGUAAUCAGUAUGCUAUCAGCACUACUAAGAACAAAAAAAUGUUUAUAUGUAUAUACAUUGGUAGAGCUGUGUUCUAAACUGAGAAAAAUCUCAAGCUCAAAUACGAAAACUGUUACACAAGCA
This is a messenger RNA of Zea mays, 2152 nucleotides long. RefSeq names its product cytochrome P450 81Q32. The transcript has 2 exons. NCBI's taxonomy places the organism in Eukaryota, Viridiplantae, Streptophyta, Magnoliopsida, Poales, Poaceae. Bases 349 to 1941 code for a protein of 530 amino acids. Gene Ontology annotation, molecular function: heme binding; monooxygenase activity; iron ion binding. The record is from RefSeq and is a predicted model, not a curated record.